Messenger RNA from Glycine soja, 1064 nucleotides. RefSeq lists its product as uncharacterized. The record is from RefSeq and is a predicted model, not a curated record. The coding region runs from base 209 to 835 and encodes 208 amino acids. NCBI's taxonomy places the organism in Eukaryota, Viridiplantae, Streptophyta, Magnoliopsida, Fabales, Fabaceae. The transcript has a single exon.
UCACCUUCCACUUCCUCACCCCGGGUUCUGCGAGGUGUGUGGCAAGCCUCGCAGAUUCAAGAAACCCAUCUCUUAAUUUCUUUAUUUCCUUUUCAAAUAUAUAGUACUACUACUCCUUUCAUUAUUUGCUAUAUUAGUAAUAUCUCUUUUCACAUACUUAUAUAACUAUAGUCAUAAUCAUUAUUAUUAUUAGUAUUUAGUUUGAGAAAUGGAGGUACAUUCUCCCGUUGUGGCCAAGAGAUUAUGGAAUGUGUUGAGGGUAACCUUCUUCAUGAUAAGGAAGGGUUUGAUCUCAAAGAGAAAGAUGAUCAUGGAUAUGAAUUUGAUGAUGAAGAAAGGGAAGGUGGUGAGAAAAUCUCUUAGCAAUCUCAUGUCUUCACAUCACCACCACCACAACCAUAAGAGCGUGACACAUGGCGGCGGCUUAGGGGUGCAUUAUGAAUUCUCAUGUAACAAUAGUCCAAAUCUAAAUUUUUUCAACAUGCCAAAGCGCAAGCACCAUUUCAACUUCCCCUGCAUCCAUGCCCCAGAGGUUCUAGAGGAGGAAUUAGAAGAACAUGAUUUUUCAUUCGAAGUUGAAAGUGAUGUUGUGCCUAAUAAGGCUGUGGUCACCGUGCCCAAGACCCCAGAAUACAUGUACAACUUUCUUGUUGAGAAAAAGAGUCCUCUUCUCUCACCAUUCUCUGUGAGGGUCUCCAAUUACUCUGCAUUGGAUGAAAAUGAAGACAUUGGAAAUGACCAUGUCGAUGAUCAGGCUGAGGAUUUCAUCAGAAGGUUCUAUGAACAGCUUAGGACGCAAAGCCCCGUGCAAUUCCUCCGUUACCAAGAGAUGUAAAUUAAGACGAAACAGAAGCAUGUAGUUAAUUAUGAUAAUAAUAAUGACCAUGCAGUUGUUGAUAAAUGCUCUACUAGUGCAGAAUGCGAUCAGUUACAUGUUGCAAUAUUGCAGAGCAUUUUUCUUAGAAUAUUGGUGUCUGAAAUUUUGGAUUUUGUUGUCCUUGUAAAUUGGUGUUGUGCUGUUUAUUAUCCAUAAUCGUUUUUGGUAAUUGAAUAUUUUUGUUUCA